GCGAGAGAAACUGCGAGAAAAUCAGAAAACACUAUCAGUGCUCUGCAGCAUCCCUACUCAUACACAUACACUCUCUAUCGUCUCUUACCUUCCUCGAGAUGACAACCAAAGAGCAAUCGCGUUACCUCGCUGCAGUUAUCUCCACGGUGAUGCUGUUUACGCUAGCUGAGACCUAUACUAAUCCACUCGAAGUCUCGGCUCUUGAAGAUCUCCACAAGUCUUUAAACAAUCCACAGCAGCUGAGAGGAUGGAGAUUCGAGGGAGGAGGAGAUCCAUGCGGAGAACUCUGGAUUGGAGUUUACUGCUCUGGAUCGUCUAUAGUAGCUCUGCAGCUACGAGGGCUAAGUCUUUUGGGGAGUCUUGGAAACAACCUUCACCGCCUCCACAGUUUGAAGAACAUGGAUGUUAGCUUCAAUAACCUCCAAGGUGACAUUCCUUUUGGCUUGCCUCCAAACGCUACCCACUUAAACAUGGCUUAUAACAAUCUGACUCAGAGUCUCCUUUUCUCUUUACCUCUCAUGACAUCUCUUCGCUCCCUGAACCUGAGCCAUAAUUCACUAUCUGGACCUCUUGCAAAUGUGUUUUCCGGGUUACAGAUCAAAGAAAUGGAUCUCUCAUUCAACAACCUGACGGGAGAUCUACCGAGCUCUUUUGGAACUCUAAUGAAUCUGAAUUCACUGUACCUUCAGAACAAUAGGUUUACAGGAUCUAUCAUCUAUCUCGCGGAUCUUCCUUUAACUGACCUGAAUAUUGAAGAUAACCAGUUCAGUGGUAUCUUCCCUAGUAGUUUUCAGUCCAUUCCUCAUCUGUGGAUUUGGGGAAACAAGUUUCAUGUAGAGCCCAACUAUAAACCGUGGAAGUUCCCUCUGGACGUCAUACCGAUGAUUCAAAAUGCCCGUGGCUAUCCAACGACUCAGUCUAGUGCCAUCAUGGACUUUCCCAGACCUCAGAAGGUCAGAAAGAAGAAGAAGGGCUUAGGAGCAGUGAGUAUUGUUUUGCUGGUUGGCGGAUUGGCUUUGCUUGGAACUUUCUUUGCAGUUUUUGCAGUUCGAAUGAGCCAUCAUCGACGUUCACAGAACCUUGCAGCUAGUCAAAGAAGCAGCAAUAGCACAACAUACUCUCUUCCAGUCAGUACAAACCGAGAUUUAACAGAAUUUUCUGUUGCACCGCCAGUUCCUCAGCUGAGACAUAUACCUCCUCCACCUGUCAGAACCGAUAAAACAGCAAGACGAAACAGCUUCUCUGCUACAUGCCAAUAUCCAGCAUAUGCGAAGCUUUUCUCAGCUGCAGAGCUUGAACUGGCAACCAACAGUUUCAGUGAGGAAAACCUACUCGAAGAGGGGCCUCUUGGUUCUGUUUACAGAGCAAAGUUGCCUGAUGGUCAAUUGGCCGCUGUGAAAAACAUCCCAAUGUCUUCGCUGUCUUUACAUGAAGAGGAAACAUUUACUGAACUUCUUCAAACAGCCUCCAAACUAAGACACCCAAACAUUGUGACACUUCUCGGUUUCUGCAUUGACAACGGGAAGCAUCUUCUUGUCUAUGAGUAUGCCGGGCAUUUGUCGCUGUACAAUGCUAUGCAUGAUGAUGUAUACAAGCCACUUUCUUGGCGGUUCCGUCUCCACAUUGCUAUCGGAGUUGCCCGAGCUCUAGACUAUUUGCACUCGUCGUUUAGCCCACCUAUUGCCCAUAGCGACCUGAAAGCAACAAACAUCUUACUAGACGAAGAACUCACGCCUCGGAUUGCUGACUGUGGGCUUGCUAGUUUAAGGCCACUCACAAGCAACAGUGUCAAGCUUCGGGCUUCAGAGAUAGCGAUACAAAACACAGGCUACAUUGCACCAGAACAUGGACAGCCAGGAAGCAGCGGCACAAAGAGCGACACUUAUGCACUGGGUGUGCUACUCUUGGAGCUGUUAACAGGAAGGAAAGCAUUUGACAGUUCACGCCCCCAAGGAGAACAGCUACUGGUGAAAUGGGCAUCAACCAGACUUCAUAACAAGAGAAGCUUAGAACAUAUGAUUGAUCAAGGCAUAGUCGGCACAUUCUCCAUAAGAGUCGCCUCACAUUACGCAUUCAUUAUCUCUCUAUGCACUCAGGCACAGGAGUUCAGACCAGAGGUUUCAGAAAUAGUGGAAGCACUCACUGGAUUGAUACAGAAACAGAACAAGGAAGCAGCAAGCAGUGUAGCAGACAAGACAGAGGUGGACCCUUUUAGUAAAUCUUUCUACUCAACACGCACACGUUUCCCCUCCUCACCUACCUUCACCCACCUCUCCAACUGACAAUUUUUCUGUGUCUCUUC
Brassica oleracea var. oleracea is the source of this 2302-nucleotide messenger RNA. RefSeq names its product protein STRUBBELIG-RECEPTOR FAMILY 2-like. The record is from RefSeq and is a predicted model, not a curated record. Bases 99 to 2282 code for a protein of 727 amino acids. Gene Ontology annotation, molecular function: protein binding; ATP binding; protein kinase activity. The transcript is spliced from 16 exons. Gene Ontology annotation, biological process: protein phosphorylation. NCBI's taxonomy places the organism in Eukaryota, Viridiplantae, Streptophyta, Magnoliopsida, Brassicales, Brassicaceae.